Messenger RNA from Linum tenue, 995 nucleotides. The record is from the annotation of a GenBank genome assembly. Lineage: Eukaryota; Viridiplantae; Streptophyta; Magnoliopsida; Malpighiales; Linaceae.
AUGGAGAACCAGGACCUUUCCUCUGUUUUGCCUACUCAAGAUCCCCAACUCGAUCCCCUGCCUCAGGCUCUGCCUCCGAGUUACCUCCCACCACCUGAUGACUCAGUGAGCCAAUUUUACUGGUCACAGAAGCAAGAGACAAGGGUUCUUGAAUAUGCAUUCAGGACCAGGCUUGCGAGGAGCAAGAGGAAGCUAGCUCGCCAGAGAACCAUUUUGGCUAAGCUUUCUUCUUCCUCCUCUUCCUCUUCUUCCUCUGGUGGAGGUGUGACUGUGGAGAUCAAAAACAAGCCCGAUGAUGGCAGCAAGUGUUGGUUUGAUUUCUACACCCCAAACAGUAAAAGGCUGAGGGUGCUGUUGAAGAAGGAUCUGAAGAACAGUGAUGUGGGUUCUCUUGGGAGGAUUGUUCUCCCAAAGAAGGAGACCGAAGAAAACCUACCUUUCCUCAUAGACAAAGAAGGGAUUCAACUUGUGAUUAGACACCUCUACACACAACAAGAAUGGGUUCUGAAAUUCAAGUUUUGGAUUAAUAACAAAAGCAGAAUGUACGUCCUUGAGCACACGGGAGAAUUUGUGAAGCAAAAUGGGAUGGAGAGUGGAGAUUCUCUCUUCUUGUAUGAAGAUGAAAACAACAACCUGUAUUACACAAUUCAGAAGGCAUCAAAAUCAGGAGAAGCCGAGCCAUUAGAAAUUGCAACAGACAACAGUUACGAGAACUAUUUCGACUCCUAUUCGGCUAGAGAUGAUGAUGAUGAUGUAUCAUUAGCGGUACUUAUCGAAGACCUCAAUCACAAAGAACAAAAGGAAGAAGAAGAAGUACGCAGCCUUAUGGAAGUAGUUUAUGCUUCAAAUGCUCAGGAAUCUGAAUUCAACUACAACAACUACACACCGCAAAAUGCAUACCAAAGGCAAAUAUAGUGAAGUUUUAUAAAACAACAACAACAAAAUAGAAAGAAAAAAAAUGUAAUUGUAUCUAUGGUGUGUUAAUUUCUUCAAAG